AUGGUUAUAAAACAAAAAAUAAAGAAGACCAAUGGCCCACAUCUGAGGCUGAACAUGCCCUUUGCCAGUGAACCAGAUUUUAUACGCUUAGAUAAAGCUACACAGACCUCCUCUGAGGACACAAUAGACGAUCCGUUCCAGGAGAAGGCAAAUCCAUAUACAGCUCCCAUGUUCGUGCCAGAAAAGGAAAGAUACUAUGCGUGGAAAACAAGAAGCAGACAACAAGAGAGAUGUCACACUGUCUGGUCAGGGUUAGAGCCUGGGAAUUUCCUUCUGAAGGAAAAAAACAAAACAGGGAUUACUGACAAGCACUUAGAAUAUCAUCAGAGUAUCUCCUUGAAGCCAAUUACAGAAAAACGUAAUGAGGAAUCUCCAAAACCUGAUCCAAUAGCCACCAUUACUGGGCAGAUACUCUUGGCAGUGGCUAGCCUGCGGGACUCAGACAGGAGCAGUAUUCAGGCAGCUGCAACUAUGCUGAAUUCUGUUUUAAAGAAAGAGAAGAACAAACUAAGAGGAAAGGUGCCAGAAAUCAUUGAUAUCAUUUAUUUCCACUUGAACGCUAUCCAUGAUCCAAGUGCAAGAGAAGCAGCAAUAGGAGCUGUUUGCCUGCUGGUUGAAAAACAUACAGAUGAGGCCAUCUCAAGCCUUCUGAGACUCUCACUCUUUUGUGACAGACACAUUACUCAAAUUUGGGAAGCUCUGGGCCAAGCUAAACAACCAGUCAGACUCCAGGUCCUUGCCAAACUCCUUGAAAUCCUAAAAAGAAGACCUGGCUUCAACAGUGAAUUCCUGUUUAGUUCAGACCUAAAUUUCAAGGAUAACGCAUCCCUUCUGCCACUAGCUGCAACAAAGGCCCUCUGCAUAAUAUUUAAGGAUAAAAGGUGCAAAGUGCCUAUGAAUAGCUAUUAUGUAUCUGUGAUCAUUUUCCUGGUUAUUCAGUUGCAUUACUUGGUGAACUCCUCAGAUGUUGACUACGGGCAGGACGACAUCCUCAAAGCAUCAAACUAUAUAAGCUGUACCAUGGAAGCUUUAAAAGCCUUGGUUAAAAGGGAGAAGACAUCACAGACAUGUUUUACAAGUCUCACGGAAAACUGGGAACUUCUGUCUUCACCAGAGAAUUACCUUGAAGGUGUUCUCCUCUUGGCCAGAGCUCUUAUCAAGCAUCAUCGUGGGCUUGAUUAUGCUGUAUUUACCAAGGUGAUACCACUUCUCCAUCAUGGGGAUGACCAACAGAAGCUAACAGCAAUGGCCUUUUUCACUGCACUUCUUUCUUCUGAGUCUGCCUAUACAGUGCUACAAAAACAUUAUAUCCUGGGCUUAUUAAAGAGUUGGCAGAUUGAUUCAAACGCAACCUACCGCUGGCUCAGUCUUCAUGGGAUGGGGAAUGUAAUUCAGCAUCUGCAAAAUAGGAAAGAAAUCACAGCCCUAAUCCUGAGUAUACUUCCAAAUUUCAAUGAUCCUGAUGAGAAGGUGACAUUGACAGCUAUUGAGGUCAUAACCAAGGUGGUUGGGCACCACAAGAAUGCCAACCAUGUGCUUCUAAAGAUUGCCAAACAGCUUCAGCCACUCUUGGCAGAUGGGAGGAAUAAUAUAUGUUGUGCUGCAAAUCAGCUGUUCCAAGACAUCCUGAAGACUUCGGACAUGAAAGACAAAUCCUCUAUGCAGGAUCAGAUUCUCAAUAGUAUUGUAACACUCAUGCUAAAUCUAGAAGAUCCACAUCUAGAUGUGACAAAGAGUCGCACAGACAGCUUACAGCUGUGCAAAGCCUUCUUGGGAUGGACGGCAAAUGACAACCAGAACUCUUGGAACGUGGUUUGCAGGCAUCUGGUUAAAGAGCAUCCAGGAAAACUGAGGGGUUUCUUGGACCAAGCACAGGAAUAUACUCAGAGCCCACAAAACUCUUCGAGGAUUGCAGCCACCACGUUCAUAGAUUCUAUUUUCCAGCAAAUGGAAUCCAGUCAUUUGCAAAAAUCGGAAGUAGACUUCUUGAGGAAAGCUUUGAACUCUUUUCCAUCCGAAAGACGAAAUUCUGUCCCGGUUGUUUUGGAACCAGAGAAAGUCCACAGGUAUUGCCCAGAUCUGUUCCGAUGUUCCCGCUAUUUCCCAAGGUAUGCUAUUUUUCCAUCUGGAGUGUAG
Molecule: messenger RNA, 2136 nt
Organism: Candoia aspera
Lineage: Eukaryota; Metazoa; Chordata; Lepidosauria; Squamata; Candoiidae
Product: maestro heat-like repeat-containing protein family member 6
Exons: 14
Coding region: 1-2136 (711 amino acids)
Cellular component (GO): cytoplasm
Source: RefSeq, a predicted model, not a curated record